UGCAGGGUUCAUUUUGCUACGCUGCUGGAGGAGCUGCUCGGUCCGUUGCGGCUCUGCCAUGGCGCGCUGCAGGUUCCCGAGCCACCUCCGGCUCUAGGAAUCGGGGGCUGCGGCGCCCUGCGCUCGGGCUGUGAUCAGCUGUACUUCUGAGACUUAUGCCCUCAAGAUGAAGUUCUUACUGGCAGUUCUCUUUUUUGUUUUAUUGUCAUUAUGGGUUGAAGAAGCGUAUUCCAAAGAGAAAUCUUCAAAGAAAGGAAAGGGGAAAAAGAAGCAAUAUCUCUGCCCAUCCCAGCAAUCAGCUGAAGAUCUUGCAAGAGUACCUGUUAAUUCUACCAGCAAUAUCUUGAAUAGGCUGUUGCUCACUUAUGAUCCCAGGAUAAGACCAAAUUUCAAAGGAAUUCCAGUCGAUGUAACAGUCAACCUUUUCAUUAACAGCUUUGGAUCAAUCCAAGAGACAACGAUGGAUUACAGAGUUAACAUCUUCCUAAGACAAAAGUGGAAUGACCCCAGACUUAAAUUGCCCAAUGACUGGAGGGGUUCAGAUACACUGACAGUGGAUCCUACAAUGUUUAAAUGUCUGUGGAAACCAGACUUGUUCUUUGCAAAUGAAAAGAACGCCAACUUCCAUGAUGUCACUCAAGAAAAUAUUCUUCUAUUUAUAUUUCGGGAUGGAGAUGUUCUAGUCAGUAUGAGAUUAUCCGUUACUCUGUCAUGCCCUUUGGACUUGACCUUGUUUCCGAUGGAUACACAGCGUUGCAAGAUGCAGUUGGAGAGCUUUGGUUACACAACUGAUGAUUUACGAUUUAUCUGGCAAUCUGGAGAUCCUGUUCAGUUAGAAAAAAUUGCUUUGCCCCAGUUUGACAUUAAAGAAGAGGAUAUUGAAUAUGGUAACUGUACCAAAUAUUAUAAAGGCACAGGUUAUUACACUUGUGUAGAAGUAAUCUUCACUUUAAGAAGACAAGUUGGAUUUUACAUGAUGGGUGUUUAUGCUCCUACACUGCUUAUUGUUGUUCUGUCGUGGCUGUCAUUUUGGAUCAAUCCUGAUGCAAGUGCUGCAAGAGUGCCACUGGGUAUCUUCUCGGUGCUCAGCUUGGCAUCUGAAUGUAUGACUCUUGCUGCUGAACUUCCCAAAGUGUCUUAUGUGAAGGCCUUAGAUGUCUGGCUGAUUGUUUGUCUUCUUUUUGGGUUUGCUUCACUGGUUGAGUAUGCAGUGGUUCAGGUAAUGCUGAACAAUCCAAAGAGAAUUGAAGCUGAAAAAGCAAAAAUUGCCAAGGCAGAUCAAGCAGAAGGGAAAGGUGGCAAUGUAGCCAAAAAGAACACGGUAAAUGGUACAGGGACCCCUGUGCACAUCAGCACUUUACAGGUUGGCGAGACCAGAUGCAAAAAAGUUUGCACCUCGAAAUCUGAUCUGAGAUCCAAUGAUUUCAGCAUCGUUGGAAGCUUGCCAAGAGAUUUUGAAUUAUCAAACUAUGACUGUUACGGAAAGCCCAUUGAAGUCAACAGUGGGCUCGGGAAAUCUCAAGCAAAGAACAACAAGAAGCCACCUCCUCCCAAGCCUGUCAUUCCAUCAGCAGCAAAGCGAAUUGAUCUUUAUGCAAGAGCAUUGUUUCCUUUCUGCUUCUUGUUCUUCAAUGUCAUAUACUGGUCCAUAUAUUUAUGAUAAAUCUUUUAUUUUUUCAUUUGUGUAAAAUAUGUCUCAUUUCAUUAUUCCCUUCCCCAAUCAUGAAGGCCAGUCUGUGAAAUUAUUUUGCAUUUGCAAAGCAAUAUAUUGCAUUUGAGAUGCCAUGCGAUUGUAAUGAAAAUAUGGCAUCUUAAUUUUGAAUGAAAGCAUGACACUGCAAUGUCUGUGCUGAAACCAACUGUUGUAUAUAAAUGUACAACAUACAUCCUGCUUUAGGAAUAUAUGAAGGAUGAUGCAUACCACAUUAUUAAAGCAAAAUAAUUCUCUUCAGUUAUUAACAUACAGAUUUAAAGUGUUUCUGAUAAUGAAACUGAUGUGCAUGUUGAGUAUUAAGAUCAAUAUUCUAGUACAUGUAGUAUUUAACAACUCUUCUUAUGACUUUCAGAUAAAAAAAUCUGUUCUUGUAUAAUUUUAAAUGGCACUGUUAAAGAAAAAGCGAAGUUGUAAUUAAUAUUCUUUAGACUUUGUAAGUAAGUGGAGAAAGUAUUGACUAAGCUGAUCUUGUCUAUGUGAAAAAAUAAAGA
Messenger RNA from Mauremys mutica (yellowpond turtle), 2205 nucleotides. RefSeq names its product glycine receptor beta (gene GLRB). Lineage: Eukaryota; Metazoa; Chordata; Testudines; Geoemydidae. Gene Ontology annotation, molecular function: neurotransmitter receptor activity; transmembrane signaling receptor activity; extracellularly glycine-gated chloride channel activity. The record is from RefSeq and is a predicted model, not a curated record. Gene Ontology annotation, biological process: chemical synaptic transmission; nervous system process; regulation of membrane potential. Gene Ontology annotation, cellular component: postsynaptic membrane; synapse; neuron projection. The coding region runs from base 167 to 1660 and encodes 497 amino acids. The transcript is spliced from 10 exons.